This is a messenger RNA of Branchiostoma floridae (Florida lancelet), 3287 nucleotides long. RefSeq names its product fibronectin-like. The record is from RefSeq and is a predicted model, not a curated record. The transcript is spliced from 15 exons. Lineage: Eukaryota; Metazoa; Chordata; Leptocardii; Amphioxiformes; Branchiostomatidae. Gene Ontology annotation, molecular function: protein binding. The coding region runs from base 31 to 2922 and encodes 963 amino acids.
CCGAAGUACUUGACGUGCAGUUCGGAAAGGAUGGAUAGCUUUUCACUGCAUUGGCUAUAUCCUUCCGCCCAUUUUUCGGGGUGCCAUAUUUGGUAUCAGGACGUGCUGGAGGGUGCGGAACCAAUGGAGUUGGUGACGUCACGGACAUCGGGAAAUUACGGAAACGCGUACGUCACCAUUGACGGUUUAAAGAGCGGUACUAAGUACAACGUCACGGUUCGCGCGGUUGUGGGCACAACUGAAAGUCUUGACGACGUCCUAGUUCAGUGCAUAACUGAAAUGGAUAAUCCAACGUUCCUCGCCUGUACGUCAGCAACAUACUCGUCUUUCGCUAUCAGCUGGACCCGUCCAAACGCACCUCUUCUCGGCUAUACAGCAAAUCUCACCCUUGUCGACGCCAUAGCCUCCCGCAACAGAACUGUGACGACCACAAACGCUGCCCCCCAGAACGAAACACUUGUGUUCUACGAUGCCGCAGCGGACAAAGAGUACAGGGUGGCACUCGUGGCUAACGGCUUGUACAGUGACAGCUUCCCUGUUGAGGUUACAUGUGCGACACUGACGCCUCCACCCGAGAACUUCCAGGUGGUGACCGCCACAGAAACGUCCGUACAGGUUUCCUGGAGGAAUCAGAGGACCGACUCCCUCGCUAUCGGCUACAGGGUAUGGAUCACGCGGAGGCAUACUGGUAAAAGCGUGGUGACACGAUACGUACCCACCAGUUCAACUGAUGUAACAUUUAACGACCUAAGCCCAGCCGUGGAAUAUGUCAUAUCGGCCACAAGCAUCAACAGGCACAACGAAGGACUGGAAGUGACCAUUACAGCUGCGACAAGAACUGAUCCUCCGAAUGCAUUAGGUGUGGACGACUGGACAACCGACACUAUUUCCAUGUCAUGGAUUCCAUCAAAGGCUGUGCUUACCGCAUACAACAUAACCUACACCGGCGAUGGAAGGGGUACUUCCAUACAGAAGUCAGGAGACGUGGACAGAUGUGAGCUGACAGGUCUGGUUCCUGGUACUCGGUAUGACAUCGGUGUGGUGGCUGUGAGCAGGCUGGGGAGGAGCAUCACCGUCAGUACAACAGCUGUCACAGACACAGAUCCGCCUUCGAGUUUAAGAGCCUCAGUGGCUGCGGCAACUUGGAUGUUGCUGGAAUGGACGCCACCUGUGGCAAAUGUUCACUCUUACCAGUUGGACAUCUCAGAUGAAUAUGACAGCGCAAUAACAGUUCUGAGGAACUUCGAUGCCAACAUGGUCAACAUCGACCGCAGCACACGUACUUCGCCAGGAAAGUCAACAGAACUUCCAUUGAGCUCAACAACAACAUCAACACCAGUUUCAGAUCACACCAUUCACACCACAUCUCUGGCACGAACGACUGAAAGUCCAGGUCAGAAGCUUCAGCAGUUCGUGGAAGAGGUAGACAUCUCCGAUCUUGUGCGACCUGAGGACAUACUAACAGUGACGUCCAACAUCAAUGACAUCAUCAGCGCUGACGGUGACACCAACUCACCAUUGCCGCCUUCAGUUCUGAAAUCUGCAGCAGAUGCCGUGUUGGAUCUUGCUGAUGCCAUGAAAGGAUCACAGGGUGCAUCGGCUGAGAACAUGGGGACAAUAGCUAAUGCCAUGGUUCAGACGGCUUCCAUAGUUGUCGACAUGUUGCCGGAGACACCGGUCAAAAGUACCGCCGACAGCCUGUCUGGAAGUGACGUCGACAUCAACAACAUGGAACUUUCACCCAAGCAGCAGGUGGAUAGGUUAAAGAAGAAGAAGAAGGAAAAGGAAAACGCGCAACGAGAAACAGCAGAGUCUAUUGUGACAUCUCUGGACAAAGUUGCUGACACCCUGCUGGCAUUGCAGCCUGCGAAUGUAGCAUAUCGUACAACGUUUAAUACAGAACGCGUCGCCGUGGCUGUGGUGAGAUCUCCUGCAAACGAAGACAUCCAGGUUCACUCGGGUCAAAUUGUGGCCAAUAUUCCGGGCAGAGAGAUGAAAACUCAAACCAACGAUGUGCUGGAUUUCAAGAUGUCCGUUUUCCAGAAGAACCCGUACUCAUGGGCUGCAUCGACAGGAGGACAAAACAUAUCGUCUCCGGUGGCGUUCGUAACCAUGAAAGAAAAUGACCCCGGAAGCCGUACCGAAAAACGACGGCUGAAUAUGGACUUUCCUUUCGUACCCGCGCAACCAAGAGGACAACCGCCCGACCCAACGCCACUAGACAGGGCGACUAAACAGCCAGGUGCGGUGGAAGGAAACGGCAAAGUGUCCAACAGAGAAAACAUGACGUACCACACCUUUACCGUGCCUGAGGGCAACGUCGUCCCUGUUGUUCAUUUGAACUGGUGGGCCACAGAAGCCAUCUUUCACGUGUACUCCGCAUAUGGGUAUCUUCCCACGGCUGAAAAGUAUGCCGAGAAAAGAGUGGUAAGAGUCGACGGGUAUGAGGCCUGGCUCAAGGGGACCAACUUUUCGAUCUCCUUCACUCCAAACAUGACUUACCAUGGUGGGCGUUUGUAUGUUGGAGUAGAAAAUAUAGGGGCUGCGCGGUCUCCCCGGCGGUCCCUCGUGCAGUCCCCGGACAAGGAAGCCGCGCUGUCGUUGUCAGUUGUAGGCUGCUCCUCGUGGAAGGACAACAUGAAACAAUGGGCGCUAGGAGACUGCGAUGUUAAAGUAGACAUGAAGGAUGCAGUCGCCAGUUGCAAGUGUCACAUGACCGGGUCUAGGAUCGCCGUGGGAACCAUGACUCUGCCUGUUCCCAACUCCAUCGACUUCAUCAACGCGUUCAGGAACUUCCGCAAUCUGAGCGAUAACUCCGUGGUGUUCUCCACUGUGGUGUCCGAGUACAUUCUGUACAUACUCAUCCUGGUUCUGUUGGACUUCCAGCGUAUAAGGGCAAGUGUGAAACCUGUUUCUCAGUAAAUGUGCUCUGUUGUUAUAUCAUAGGUCUGAAGAAGUCGUAACAUACUUUAUUGCUUUAUGUUGUUAUUAUUUAAUAAAAUGUCAUGUUUGUACACAGUGGUCAUUGUGGUGCACCGAAAGUGCGAAAAGAAACGAAAAGGAAAGUACCGAAAAUGCGAAAGGAACAAAAAGGAACGAAAGGGAACGAAAAGGAACGCAGAAUGAGCAAAGUGAAAUAAAAUCAAUUGGAAUAUAAUGAAAUGAUACUGUGUGCGGCAACUGCACAUGAAACCUGUUUUAUUUUUGCACUUUGAGGCUUAUUCCACGAAAUGCCUGGAGCCCUAAUGGUUCAAUUGAACAAUAGCCCCAGCUUUUAUUCCAGUCAU